GGUUCAUUUGAACUGGCAGGACUCGGCUUAUUGGACGCUCAAAGGAGGAGCUGAGACCGGAGACGCUCCUAUAGUGGCUGGAGAACCGUGAGAACCAGCAGUCCACGCACGAAGAGAGGCGGUCUGCCUGUUUCGGCCCCCCACCCCGAAGGAAGGAGGCAGCCCACUUUUUUUUUUUCCAGAAAUGUAUAGGCUGGCACACGAGCCCCUGGCCCGUACGAUGCCCCCUCCGCUGCGAGUCGCCUGAAAUUGGACAGCAUGCCCGUACCUUGCUGAAGUGUUUCCAAUUCGUUUCGUCCUCUCAGAACUUACUUUAUGGAGUAACGGCCAUCCAGCAGGCGAGCGAUGCUCAUGGCGCAAACCUGAGGUCCGCUGGCAACCCCCUCACAACUUUGGCGCCCCCCUUCCUUCCUUCAUGGCAGCCUGCAGGUAGACGGAAGCUUCAGAGCAGGGCUCGCAUUUUUUGUUUCAGGGACCUGAUCGUUUCAUCCACCUUUCAAAACCAGGGGCUGCGGAAAGUCGGCGGCGCAAGGCAGGAGCCCCCCAUCCACGGGGUACGGGACCACCGAAUUAACCUUCAAGCAUGUUUGAUAACACGCAGUAUCCCUACAACUGCUUCAAUUAUGACGGAGAGGAGUAUCCCACCUGCAGCUCCGACGAGGAGAAGAAGAUCUCCAGACCUGCGUACAGCUACAUCGCCCUCAUUGCCAUGGCCAUCCAGCAGAGUCCCGGCCAGAAGGUCACCCUGUCAGGCAUUUAUGACUUCAUUAUGAAGAAGUUUCCGUACUACAGAUCCAACCAGAGAGCCUGGCAGAACUCCAUCCGCCACAACCUGUCCCUGAACAGCUGCUUUGUGAAGGUCCCAAGAACAGAAGGGAACGACAAAGGCAAAGGCAACUACUGGACGUUUGCCAGCGGCUGUGAGUCCAUGCUGGACUUGUUUGAAAACGGAAACUUCCGGAGGAGGCGUAGGCGGCGGAACGUGAAGUCUGCAUUCCGGGACCACAUUGAGCCAAGCGAGGAUCUCCAGACCCUGGAUGUGCCCCCUUCAAGCGGGAUUUUGCAGCGUGGUGCGCCCAGUGACAGCAAGCAGGGGUCCGCAAUCAGCUCCCACUCGUCGGACAUUUUAUUCUCCGGUAACAGCCGCACGGUAGGCCAGACGGAAUCUGAAAUUAAGUUCAGCAUCGACUACAUCUUGUCCGCUCCAGACCCCUCACCAGGGCUGAGGCCCACCUGCAGUGGGGUGGUCGGCAGAGUUUAUCUCUUAGAGCCCCAGAUCAAUCUCCAGCUGUGGGCGAUGUAACUGGGAGAGCCUGAUGCAGCAGGGGGCUCGUGUUCUUCUUCUGCUCUACGUUUGCCAUCCUGUGGCUCGAGCGCAGUUUGUCAUCAAGGGGACUGGCGUUUUAUUUAAAUGUGCCACCUAAGGGGCCCACCCACCUGCACUGCCCACAAAUUGCAUGAGUUACAACAAAGCACCAAAACUUGUUUUAUUUCUCCACUAGAAGUUGGUUUCAGGUGGUCCCAGCGCUACAUCUCCGAAGCUCACAGACUGAAUCUUCAUUUCAUACAUCACAGUAAAGACCACCCAGCGGAUGAGGAAGCCAAGGUGGAGUAACGGGCCUGGCGAUUAAACGGUAAACGAGAGAACGUCCCGGUGCACCUCGUCCUCCCACCGGCACCUAGUCCAAUGGAUGUUGACGGCCCAAAUGUCCACCCUGGUGCUACUCAGUGUUACGCAAGGAAAGUUUGAAACGUGUCUGUGUUGAGAUCAGUAGCUAUUAUGCAGUUAAAACGCCGUUUUUUAUUGUCACUUCAUACAUUUGUAUAUUGCAUCAAGUCUAUAUUAAAGUGAGCACACACUGUA
Molecule: messenger RNA, 1864 nt
Organism: Polypterus senegalus (gray bichir)
Lineage: Eukaryota; Metazoa; Chordata; Cladistia; Polypteriformes; Polypteridae
Gene: foxl3
Product: forkhead box L3
Exons: 3
Coding region: 584-1303 (239 amino acids)
Biological process (GO): cell differentiation; regulation of transcription by RNA polymerase II; anatomical structure morphogenesis
Molecular function (GO): DNA-binding transcription factor activity, RNA polymerase II-specific; RNA polymerase II cis-regulatory region sequence-specific DNA binding
Source: RefSeq, a predicted model, not a curated record